Paramuricea clavata is the source of this 2425-nucleotide messenger RNA. NCBI's taxonomy places the organism in Eukaryota, Metazoa, Cnidaria, Anthozoa, Malacalcyonacea, Plexauridae. The record is from the annotation of a GenBank genome assembly.
GUCAAUUCAAAACAUAAUAUGGUCAAAAUGUUCGAAAAUAGAUGCAUCCCGUGAGUCAUAGCGAGUGGCUGCAUGCUCGCAUUUGCUGUCUUACGCCAUAUCGUUUUGUCAAUGGCGGAGUUAACUAGGUGAUAUUAAAUAAGAAUCCUUUAUAAUCUGGUCUCAGAUUUAUACAUCGUGACCAAAUGGAUAGUGAAUACAGUGUGAUGGUGAGCAAUAAAUUUGCUGGUCUUCUAGUGGACGAAGAAGACCCAGCAGAAAUUAUUAAUGGUCCGAAAGAGAAGUCGAAAGACGAAGAUAUCAGUCGCAAAGACACUAAGAAGAAACAGAUUUUCGAGAAGAAACUUGCUAAACCUAGCGCGAAGGAUGCAUUCUCGAAGAAAGAGAAUGUAAAUGAUGAAAAUAAGAAGGACAGUAAGUGUGUGUAUGUUGUAUAAAAAUGCAGCAGAAAUCGCGGUUUGUUUUUGCAAGUCGUGUGCAGGUGGCCUUCUCACAUGUGAAGCACGAAGCCUCCUUAGCACUCCAAACUCGGCCACAACUCGUAAUAUUUAACUGAUUAAUUUGAUUGCUUUAGAUUUAUACAGUUUUGAUAUAGGAUAAUAUCGUUCUGUAUUAUAUUUAAGUACCUAAAGUAUUGUACUUCGUGUAUUCUAAGUAAAACCGUUGUACUUCGAGUAUUUUACGCCUUGAACUUGUAGAAGUUACGUUCGUAAUCGUCCUGAAACAUCGUAUGACAACAUUGUUGAUCAAAUCAUGUUUGCAUCGUUCUUUUUAUACAAAUACAGACCGCAAGGAAAAACAAGAAGAGAGGCGUGGACCAAGACGAGAUGACACAAGGCGUGAAAAUGAGAAAAAUACGCGAAUAUCCAAUGGCCCUGUUAGUCCCAGUGAAAGGAAAAACUUUGAUAAACCUCGUGGAGGUGGCUUUGGCAGGAGACGAGAUAACGAAUCAAAUGAUGGCGACAACAAUAAUCGUGAGGAAAGGAAGUCUGAUUCUGGGGAAAGACGAUCUGGUGGCUUUGGUAAUCGGGAGAACAGGGGUGAAAGAGGAGGUGGUUUUGGUGGACCAAGAGAUGAAGAACGUGGGGGUGGUAGAGGUCGUGGUGGUCGAGGGCGUGGGGGAAGAGGAGGCUUUGGUCGUGGACGAGGAAGAAGGGAAUUUGACAGACACAGUGGAAGUGAUAGAGCGUAAGUGUUGUUCUAACAUGAAGCAGUAUUUUGUCAAUGAAACUAAUUGUACGAAUAGAUUCUAUAACAAUCGGUGCCAAACCUAGUGCUAUGUGAGCUCCAGAACUUGUUCCAGUGCUUUACAGCUUGAGUUUCCGGCUCCUGUGCUGUUUCCAGCUCCGGUUCACAUCACAGAUAAUAUUAUUUGGCUCAACUUUGUCCACAAGGUGACGUGAUGCAGCAUAUCAAAGUGUGAUGCUUGCGAUUUACAACUUUUCCUCAUGUGAUAGAUAGAUCACAGACAUAAUGACUUACUGCAAUUUGGCUGUUUCCAGUAGCCAAAAAUGGCGAAAUGGUUUGACACAACAGAUAUGACAGAAUAUAUGUACUUUCAACAGAUUCGAUGUUGCCAUUACUUAUAACCAAUGCUAAUUCUACAAAAUUACUUUUCUACAAAGCUACUUUUCUUGUCAUUCUGACUUUCCAGCUGGAGCUGGGAGAAAGCACUGCAACUCUGGGUGACAAACAGGGUCUUAGCUAGAAUUUUAGAUCUUUGACGUGUUUCUAAAUUACCAGGGUGUGCACAUGUCAAUUACCUUGGAUAGCCAAAUUCACGGUUCUACACAACGGACAAUGCCUAUGGUUGUUCUAUGCUUUGCAACCAAAUACAAGGCAAGCAUAUACUCAUAUUGCGCACUGACAUUAAAAUAUUAAGUUAUUUCAGCAACUCUUGGGGGUAUUUAAAACCUGAUUUUUAACACCAUACAGUUCCCAUUAUCCAUCAAAACAUUAAAACAUCACGGAUCACGUUUGCCAAUUUCAACAACAACAGAUUUUACAAACUUUCUUAUGACGUAAAUAGAAAGAAAUUCUGCCUGUUGUAAGUAGCACCAUCUUAUUUUAUGAACAUACACGCCCUUAUAUAAAUAAUGAAGCCGCGUUCAUUGUAUCUAGCCGUGUUUUUCCAUUUUUGGCCGUGAUAACACGGCCAACACGGCCCUCUAGCUAAGACCCUGGUGACAAAAAACCUUGCUAGAGCUCCGGUAGGCCUCUGGUACUAUGGUGCAUAGCACUAGCCAAACCAAAUUUGUAAGCACUAAUGUGGUUAGUUUCCUUACAAAGUCGAUCAGUCUGAGUGCAUUGUUGCUGUUUUAGAAGUAUCAAGCCAGAGGAGAAGCGAGAUGGUGGUGGACAAUAUAAUUGGGGAAAAGCCACAGAUAUGAAGUUAGUAUAAUUGUCUUCCUUCUGCAGAAUUUUU